Messenger RNA from Heterocephalus glaber (naked mole-rat), 3848 nucleotides. RefSeq names its product Fas apoptotic inhibitory molecule 2 (gene Faim2). The record is from RefSeq and is a predicted model, not a curated record. Gene Ontology annotation, biological process: negative regulation of apoptotic signaling pathway. Gene Ontology annotation, cellular component: membrane; endoplasmic reticulum; Golgi apparatus. Lineage: Eukaryota; Metazoa; Chordata; Mammalia; Rodentia; Bathyergidae.
CUCCUUCCUCCCCCGCGGGCCCAUCCACUUGAGCUACCCCGCAGCACCUCAGCGCCCCGAUCCCUGGGGAGGGGUGAAGGUACAAGGAGGGGGAGCAGAGGAGGGAGCGGUGCGCGCCUCCCUCCAGGGCUUGCGAAGGCGCAGCCUCCUCCGCAGCAUCCUCUGGCCCGCGCACCCUGCUCCCCCUGCGCGCGGAUGGUACGCUCCGGCCCGCCUGGCCCGGCUGCAGUGGACGUUGCUAGAACCCACGCGGAGGAAGGAAGAGACGCAGGCAGGCUGUGCUGACCCAAGCGGCCGCCCCGAGAGACCGGCAGAAUGACACAGGGAAAGCUCUCUGUGGCUAACAAGGCCCCUGGGACCGAGGGGCAGCAGCAGGCAAAUGCUGAGAAGAAGGAGACUCCGGCAGUGCCCUCGGCCCCACCCUCCUACGAGGAAGCCACCUCUGGAGAAGGGUUAAAGGCAGGAGCUUUCCCUCCGGUCCCCACAGCUGUGCCUCUGCACCCCAGCUGGGCCUAUGUGGACCCCAGCAGCAGCUCUGGCUAUGACAACAGUUUCCCCACCGGACACCAUGAGCUUUUCACCACCUACAGUUGGGAUGACCAGAAAGUUCGCCGGGUUUUCAUCAGAAAGGUCUACACCAUCCUGCUGAUCCAGCUGCUGGUGACCUUGAGUGUCGUGGCUCUCUUUACCUUCUGUGACCCCGUGAAGGGCUAUGUCCAGGCCAAUCCAGGCUGGUACUGGGCAUCCUAUGCUGUGUUCUUUGCCACCUACCUGACCCUGGCUUGCUGUUCUGGACCCAGGAGGCACUUCCCCUGGAACCUGAUCCUGCUGACCAUCUUUACCCUGUCCAUGGCCUACCUCACUGGGAUGUUGUCCAGUUACUACAACACCACGUCUGUCCUGCUGUGCCUGGGCAUCACGGCCCUCGUCUGCCUCUCAGUCACUGUCUUCAGCUUCCAGACAAAGUUUGACUUCACCUCCUGCCAGGGUGUGAUCUUCGUGCUGCUCAUGACCCUCUUCUUCAGCGGACUCAUCCUAGCCAUCCUCCUACCCUUCCAAUAUGUGCCCUGGCUCCACGCAGUCUAUGCCGUGCUAGGAGCGGGUGUGUUUACAUUGUUCCUGGCAUUCGACACCCAGUUGCUGAUGGGUAACCGACGCCACUCGCUGAGCCCUGAGGAGUAUAUAUUUGGAGCCCUCAACAUUUACCUGGACAUCAUCUAUAUCUUCACCUUCUUCCUGCAGCUUUUUGGCACUAAUCGGGAAUGAGGAGCCCUUGCCAUCCCAUGCCCUCCUCCAGAAAAUGCCCCUUCUCCGUCCCCUAAUCCUGUGCUCCUGCCAGACCAACAUAAACUCGCUGCAGCCAGCCUGUGGCCAGCACUCAGUCCCUCAGCCAGCCCUCGCACACCCUCUGCAGCUUGUACAUAUGCCACCUUUGGGUGCCACGGAACUGAGCCCACACUGCCCCCUGUGCCCCUCUCCUCACAAUUACAUCUCCCAAACUGGGAAGUCAAGGCUGAAGGCCCCUGGGUUUGAGGACCCAAAGGACAGUGGGAGGAGCCCAGGAGGACCUGAGACUAGAGAAGGAGACCCCAGGAAGCCUAGCUGAUGCCUGUGCCACACCAAGAUUCCUCCUGGGCCUGAAGCCACCCUGGGCACACUGUCCUGUGUCCAGCCUACCUCUCCUCUCUCUCUUCCAGGCCAAGCAGUGCCGUCCUGGAAGGAAGGAGGAGGGAGGCUUGGAGAUGAGGGAAGGGUGCCGUGCAGAGGGGGAUGGGACUGUGCAGACUCCCACCUUCUCUCAAUUCUAGGGCCAGCACUUGCUCUGGGGACUUGGGACCUGGGGAAAGGGACAGGAAGUCAGUACUUCUGCUGAUUGCCUUAGUGUGCCCUCCUGGAUCAGGACAGGGCACUGUGGAGCAGGAGGUAAGGGCAGGAGGCACUGAUCCUAAGUGAGGGCCUGUCCUGGGCUUCCGGGGCUCCCCAGAGAACCAACUGGGGAGACUGGGCUCUGCAGUAUGGGCAACUCCCCAGACCUGCGUCCCCUCAGGAGGUGCUUGGGGUUAGAGGCCUAGGACCCACAUCUUCAUCUUCUUAGCCCUACUUGGGCUGCUCCCACAGCGCCGAGGAGGAGGGAGGUGCACUGGGGUCUCCUGCUAGUGUUCUAGGGAGGAAGCAGCUCUGGCUGCUGGGCCAGCCCCAUAUGGAGGGAUCCUGCCCUGCCCCGGCCCUACCCGAGCCUGGGCCUGAGUCCCUCCUGCAUGUCUUAUUUCUUAAGACCUUCCCCAUCCACUCCCAUUCACUGGCUUAUCCCCAGGCAGGUCUCCUGAGGCCUUAGGAGUUGGCAGUGUCCACCUACAUACCCUUCUUCCCUGGCCACUUGACCCAGCCCAGAGUCCCCGAGUCCCUGCCCCCUUAUCUCCACAUCUCUCAAUCUGGAAGCUGUCCAGCUGAUGCUGACAGCCAGGGUCAGCCCCUCAAGCUGGUCCCAUGUGAUAUGAGGCCAAGGCUCCUUAUCAGCCUCCAGGCGGCUGGGAUCUCAGGCAGGGUGUGCGUCAGCCACCCCGCUCCUGGCUGGGUGCCUGGUGGGGAGUGCACAACAGGGGACCACACCUGGGGCAGUGUGCAGCCAGCACGUGGCCAACUCCGGGCCAGUGGAAAGUUACUGAGUGGAGGCAAAAAGGCCCUAGGUGGACACCAGGACCCUCCCUUGGCCUCUAAUUUCUGUGCUGUCUCCUCUUCCUCCCAUGCCAGGGCUUCUGUCUACUCCUAGGAAGGGCAACUAGGUAUGCUAUCCAUCCACUCCUGACCCCACCCACCCCCUCUUUCCUACUUCUAGCUUUCAAGAAUUAUUACAGACCUAUUUGAAGUUUUGUUCUAUCUUGGGUAUUUGAGGAGAGAAAGAAUCAAGGACCAGCAGGUGAUAUGUGUGAGGUAAAGGCAACUGGGGCAUGGAGGAGAUGCCCACUGUGUGCUGGUCUAAAUUGAUCCCUGCACCAGUGCUACAAAGACAGUGUUCUUCGCAGCCCCAUUGUGUAGGGCAAAGCCCAGGUGCUCAGAAAGACUUGGUAAUGAGUCCAAGGUCACACAGCAGUGGUGGAUCUGGGAUUCAGAUCCAAGGCUGCCUCACUCAAAAAGCAUCACUCUUGGGACUGGGCUGUGAGGCUUAAUGGUAAAGUGCUUGCCUAGCGUGCACAAGGCCCUGGGUUCAAUCCCCAGCAACACACACGGGACAAAAGCCCUCAAAGUUUCCCUCCAGCCUGAGAGAGGCUGGAAUGAAACAGUGUGGGAGCCAAGAGGUUGGGGUCAAGCCCAACAUCUCUGAGGACUUGUGGCCUAGAGUGCCGCCUGGCCUUGCACCUGCCCUCUCCCAGCCUCCCUAGAUUUUGAAUGCUGAAGUUUCCACUCCCUGGAUACCAGCUGGGCGACAGGGUUUCUAGGAAUUAGAAUUUCUGAUUCCUAGCCUCACUGCCAUCAGGAUUGUGGUAUUAGCAUACCAAGUAUUUCUUGCUCUCUGUGAUUCCUAACCACAGGAUGGAAGUCUGUGGCCAGUGUGGGGCAGGGAGAAGCACCAGGACACUUACUUCCAUUGACUUCCUGCCCUCCAAAGCCGCCUUAGUUUGGUUUCCUAAUCUCUGGCCUCUAGUUCUAGGACGGUUUGCCACCCCCACCCCCCUUGGCCUGCCAUUCUCACACUGGACAGCUUCCCAGAAUCCACUUGUCCAAACCCUCCUUUUCUUUGGAGAAUUUAUGCAGAAAUGGAAUUGAGUAAAUUUUCCACAGCUGGGCUCCAAAAGACUGGAGGAGAGGCAAGCCUUCAACCAUAAAUAAAGUGACCUGGGCACAAAUCA